Molecule: messenger RNA, 366 nt
Organism: Camelina sativa (false flax)
Lineage: Eukaryota; Viridiplantae; Streptophyta; Magnoliopsida; Brassicales; Brassicaceae
Source: RefSeq, a predicted model, not a curated record
AUGGACGCAUACUUAAAGAUAGUAAAGGAGCUCGCAAAGGGGUUCGACCAUUUCAUGAUCGACAAGAUACCUCGAAGCGCCAACGCUCCCGCAGACGCUCUGGCCGUCUUAGCAUCAACCUCAGAUCCGGACCUACGUCGGGUAAUCCCAGUCGAGAGUAUUUCAGUAAGUAGCAUCGACGCUGGGGCUCAAGUUAACAUCAUAUCUGUCGACCCGGCAGAACAUGCCGACCUUGACGAUGAGGCACAACCUAACCAUGAGGCCAAGCCCGCUACCGAACCCGCGGACUGGCGCCAAGAAAUACUUCAGUACAUCAAUGAAGGAGUAGUCCCGGCAGAUAAAUGGCAGUCCCGACGCCUUAAAUAG